GAACACCACAGCACAAAUCAACAGAUCUUUUUCUGUAAACUGAUCAUUACUAUCUAUCAAAUACUUCAUUCCUUGCGAGAGGAAAGAGAGCUAGAUUUAUAAGUUGUUUUGUUUUCUAUUAGUGUAAUAACAAUGGGGUUAGAGAGGAAAGUGUACGGUUUGGUUAUGGUAUCUUUGGUACUUAUGGCUAUUGUAACGGUGUGUUCUGUCCAAGCUACAAUCCAGGAAGAAGCGGCUAAGGAUGAGUCAUGGACUGAUUGGGCCAAGGAAAAGAUCGGUCUCAAGAACGAAGACAACGUCCAACACACCGUCCAAGACGACGCUUGGAAAGCGAGUGAAAAAGUUAAGGACGCGAAAGAUGAGGCUAAGCGUAAAACAGAGGAAGCGGUUGGAGCAGCCAAGGAUAAAGCGGGAUCGGCUUACGAGACAGCUACAUCUAAAGUUGGCGAGGGUAUUGGUUCUGUGAAGGAUAAGGCCUCGGAGAGUUACGACUCAGCUGGUCAAGUCAAAGAUGACGUCUCUCACAAGUCAAAGAAAGUAAAAGACAGCCUGUCGGGAGAUGAAGACGAUGAGUCUUGGACUGAUUGGGCCAAAGAGAAAAUCGGAAUCAAGAACGACGAAAAUAACCCUAACUUGGGAGAGACGUUUUCCGAGAAGGCUAAGGACGCUAAGGAUGCGACUAAACGCAAAGUGGGAGAUGCGAAGGAGAAGUUGGAGGAAACAGUCGAGGCCACGAAAGAGAAGGCAAGCGAUAUGACAAAGGCCGCUAAGGAGAAGGCGGAGAAGUUGAAGGAGAAAGCAGAAAGAGAUAGCAAGAGUGCGAAGGAGAAGACUAAGGAAAGCUACGAGACUGCGAAAUCAAAAGCGGAUGAGACUUUGGAAUCUGCAAAAGAUAAGGCGUCGCAGAGUUACGACUCAGCAGCGCGUAAGUCAGAGGAAGCUAAGGACACCGUGUCACACAAGUCAAAACGUGUUAAAGAUAGCUUGGCAGACGAUGAAGCAGAGCUUUAAAGAUGUUGAGGAAAUAAAAUCAUCAGUGGGUUGGACAGUGUUGAUGUUGUUUUCUUGGUUCGUAAUCUUAAUAUAUGUAAUCAUGUCCUAAUCUUUUGCCUGUUUUUGUUUUUGUUUUGGUUACGUUGUGUAUAUGUUGGUCUCUCUUGGGAUAUACACACAUCACACAUGGUACGUUUUGAAUAAGGAGGCCUACGUCAAUAGUCCACUUGGACCCGUUAGCAAA
Molecule: messenger RNA, 1237 nt
Organism: Capsella rubella
Lineage: Eukaryota; Viridiplantae; Streptophyta; Magnoliopsida; Brassicales; Brassicaceae
Product: late embryogenesis abundant protein D-29
Exons: 1
Coding region: 133-1011 (292 amino acids)
Source: RefSeq, a predicted model, not a curated record